This is a messenger RNA of Cantharellus anzutake, 1835 nucleotides long. RefSeq lists its product as uncharacterized. The transcript has 7 exons. The record is from RefSeq and is a predicted model, not a curated record. Lineage: Eukaryota; Fungi; Basidiomycota; Agaricomycetes; Cantharellales; Hydnaceae. The coding region runs from base 158 to 1834 and encodes 558 amino acids. Gene Ontology annotation, molecular function: catalytic activity.
UUCAGAAUUUCGUGGCAAUGUUGGGUUGCAAGUUCGAUCUAGUUAGGGAUGAAACCCCCGGCCUUCGUUGCAAGUUAUGUGGUCCAGGGAUAUCCGCGUUUCUUCUAGCAUAAAUACGAGGUCGUUGUGAGCGCCCCAUCCCCCAACGCCACCAAACAUGCUUUUCAUUGCCUAUUCCCUGGUUGGACUCUGUAUCGUGUCUUUCUUUGCAUGGACAGCGCUCCGUAAUCAUGUCAUAAAUAAGACGAUGGUCUUUCCUCAUUUCGAACUGCUCCGCACCAAACGCAAUGGGAAGAAGGUGCAAGGGACAGCCGUGAUUGCCGGAGGAAGCAUUUCAGGAUACGCUACUGCUCGGGUCUUAUCUGAUUACUUCACACGUAUUGUCAUCAUAGAGCCAGAUCACCGCAUUGAGAGAACUGCGACCCGUGUUGCCCAGCGUGGCCAUUGCCAUGUCCCAUUGCCUAUGACAAUCAUCACAUGCCGGGCGCUUUACCUGGGAUUUGAUGAGGCUGUCGCAAAGAUGGGCUAUAAGGUUCACUCUGCCUUCCGACGUUGGAUAUUCGGCGCUCUCUGGAAUUGGAGGACCACGGCAACACCCCCUGGGCUCGAGUACCACAGAGUCGAAUUGGAGGACAUCUUCCGUAAACUGGCUGUUUCGUACGCCGGGGAUUCAUUGGAAGUUAUUCAAGGGACUGUCACCGGUCUACAUGCUUCUCCUGCGCCACAUCCCGCUUCUAUCUCGGCCGUAUCCUACAGACUUUCGAUGGAAUCAGCUGAGACCGUCACAUUGCCUUGUGUGUUUUUCGCGGAUUGCAGUGGAGCAAGCGCGAUAGCAUCGAAGUUGCUUCCCCAGUCGGGUGCCGAUCACUCUAAUCCUGGUUCUACACAGACUGCCGCAACACCCCAUUGGGGCCCGUAUACUCGACACUCCUAUUCUCCUAAUGCUGUGUAUAGAUGCUUUUAUAUCCCUGUGAAGGACGAAAAGUCGAAGCGUCGAAUUGCCGAGUUGGUGCCGCGGAGCGACCCCAACUGGGGAAAUUGGGACGGGCUGAAAAUGAUGUACUUCCAGUUCCCUAUGUUCGACAUGGACGGAAGCGGGGGAGGACCAAAGGAAGGCAUUAUUAUCGAAAAAAUUUUGGAUAACGAAGUGCUUAUCAAUUAUAUUGGCGUCGGCGACGUAACCCCACCCAGCAAUUUCGCUCAACUCGAUGAUAUUGUUCGUGACACCCAUGAGGAGCUGUUCGAGCUCAACCCAGCACUGAAAGACGUUUCGCUUUGGGUUUUCGAAUUAUUCGACCUUUUCCUCGAGAAUCAGGUGGAUGAUGAGAUCCAGAUACUUCCUGCCAAAUUGUCUACUUCGUGGUACAUCGACUAUCUCUCAGCACCCACACCCAACAAUUUCGUUGCCAUAGGGGAUUCUGCUAUGUUCGUAAAUCCCAUGUUUGCUCAAGGAAUGAUGAAGGCGUUGGAAAACGCCGUCGUCCUCAACACUGCUUUGCACAAGCAUAUCACUGACGCCACCGAUACUGCCAACGUCACCUCGUUGCCGAUCUCAAGUUCCUAUUUCGCAAUGGCAAAUCAAAUCUCCAUCCCCAUCUACGAUCUCAAUCGUUCGUUCGACUAUGGCUACCCAACCACAACACCGCAGGAAGGAGACAGUCUUGAAUACGGUGCUAGAUUCAGGGCGUAUUGGAAGUAUCUAAACCAAGCCAGCCAGAAGAAUACGAUGGUGGCGAACAUUCUUGAUGACGUGAUCCAGGGAGUCAGGCCGGGUGUGGAUCUGUUUAACCCCUUGGUGGUGGCAAGGGUAUCGUGGGAACGAUUUUUUGGUUGAG